CUCCAGUGCGUCAGAUUUGACAGCAGAAGCUACGCAGCCAAGUUUAUUGGAAGUUUUUGCACAGCCAGCGAACACCUACAACUCAAUCUGUGGUGUGAAUUUGAGAGGUUUCGAUCAAGAUGGUUUUGCUGACAAUGAUCGCUCGGGUAGCAGAUGGACUGCCGCUUGCUGCAUCGAUGCAAGAAGACGAGCAGUCAGGAAGAGACUUGCAACACUACCAGAGCCAGGCUAAGCAGCUGUGUCGUAAACUCAAUGCCCAGAGCCCCAACAGAUGUACUCUGGAGGCUGGGGUCAUGUCCUUCCACUAUGUAAUAGAACAUGGCGUGUGCUACUUGGCCUUGUGUGAAGCUGUGUUUCCCAAGAAGCUGGUCUUUGGGUACCUGGAAGACCUCCAGACAGAAUUCCAUGAGCAGCAUGGAAAGAAAGUUCCCACAGUCUCCAGGCCGUACUCUUUCAUUGAGUUUGACACGUACAUCCAGAAGACAAAAAAAAACUACAUUGACAGCAGGGCACGGAGGAACCUGGGCAGCAUCAACACAGAACUGCAGGAUGUCCAGCGGAUCAUGGUGGCAAACAUUGAAGAGGUCCUGCAACGAGGAGAGGCCCUAUCGGCUCUCGACACCAAAGCCAGCAAUCUGUCCAGCCUUUCAAAGAAGUACCGCAGCGAUGCCAAGUACCUCAACACCCGAUCCACCUAUGCCAAGAUAGCAGCUGGGGCAGUCUUCUUCAUUACACUUAUCGUCUAUGUGCGUUUCUGGUGGAUCUGAUGCGUAAGGACUGUGAAAGAGGAGAUGGUCUGGGUUCCCUUUGUAACCAAAUAUUAAAACUGUCAAUUAUAAUACAUUUAUGGUUUCUGUUAACAGCUGUAACCAAAUAUUAAAACUGUCACUUAGUUAUAAUAUAUUAAUGGAUUCUGUUAACAGCAAAGUUCCUACAUGGGUGCGACCUUGUACAUGGGUGGGACCUUGUACAUGGGUGGGACCUUGUACAUGGGUGCCUUAGGGGAGGGUGGGAUUUAGUCUGUGUAUUGCAUGAGUGGAUGGACUUGUGCCUGUUUCAGCUGCGUGUCAUGUCGCAUACCUGUAUGGAUGCAUACUGACCUGUGGUUGCUAAUGUGAGCGUAGUGGAGCUUUCUGUGCAUCCAUAGUGUUGGUAUAAUCCGAUUUGCUGGAGUAUAAAAGGCAUUGAAAAUGCAUUAUCCAUGUUUACAUUACGAGGUGGGGGUCCUUUACGAUGUCUCAGAAGGAAAAUUCUAUAUGCAAAUUGCCUAAAGUGUGAAAGGACUCGUUACCGUGAGUUUGUUUACAAAACAUACAUAACUGUAAGUAAUUAUUUGUUGAAAAGUAUAUUUACCAUCUUCUCAAUGUU
Coregonus clupeaformis (lake whitefish) is the source of this 1368-nucleotide messenger RNA. RefSeq names its product vesicle-trafficking protein SEC22b-B-like. Lineage: Eukaryota; Metazoa; Chordata; Actinopteri; Salmoniformes; Salmonidae. Gene Ontology annotation, molecular function: SNAP receptor activity. Gene Ontology annotation, biological process: vesicle fusion with Golgi apparatus; endoplasmic reticulum to Golgi vesicle-mediated transport; retrograde vesicle-mediated transport, Golgi to endoplasmic reticulum. The coding region runs from base 120 to 767 and encodes 215 amino acids. The record is from RefSeq and is a predicted model, not a curated record. The transcript is spliced from 5 exons. Gene Ontology annotation, cellular component: ER to Golgi transport vesicle membrane; endoplasmic reticulum-Golgi intermediate compartment; Golgi membrane.